This is a messenger RNA of Hibiscus syriacus, 1067 nucleotides long. RefSeq names its product homeobox protein Hox-B4-like. NCBI's taxonomy places the organism in Eukaryota, Viridiplantae, Streptophyta, Magnoliopsida, Malvales, Malvaceae. The transcript is spliced from 4 exons. The coding region runs from base 185 to 1018 and encodes 277 amino acids. The record is from RefSeq and is a predicted model, not a curated record.
CUUUUAUAUCACUCUCGCUUCCGCCAAGUCUCUCAACCCCUUCGGCUUCCUCUCGCCAUGUUUUCUAUUCUCUCUGCCUUUUUCUUUUCUUCUGCCGUGAAAAUUCCCCAUUAGCGGGGAUUCCUUCUUCUCUUCUCUUCCAUUGUUGAUUGUCUUUCUCUUCUUUGUUUUGUUGGUGAAAACAAUGGAACAGAGCUGUGAUACUGAAGAAGAGAUCACGGUCGCUAAUAUCAUGUUGGAGCUCUCCCAAUCCGAGCUACGCCGUCGCUUUGACUUCACUUGGGGCUCCUCCAAGGGCAGGAGAUCUACUUGUUCGAAAUCAAGGUUCGCCGCCGCAUCUUUCCCUACUCCGAAACCUUCACCACAACCACAACCGAAAUCUCCGUCGCCGUCCUCGAAAGUCGUCGGUUCUGCUUAUGCGACUUUGGGACCGUUGGAAAAGGCUUUGUUGACUUCCAGUCCCGCUACCCCUCUUUACUUCCCCCACAGUGAAUCUGAUGAGAAACAUCCGGCGCCACCUAAGCGAAAGCCCCAUGUCAAUAAUCUUAAAAAGAAGAAAGAACAAUUGUUGGAGAUUAUCGAAGAUUUUACUCGGCACAAUGAAUUGCUUAAAAAGGAAAUAGAGCAUAAGAAGCGGUUUUACGAUCAACAGAAAUCUGAAAACAUGGAGUUGAAAGCAAAGAAACUAAAGAUUUCCAUGGCGGCCGGAAACACCAACCGUGGUGAAAACCUGCAUCAACAACCGUUGAUGAUGGAAAUGCACAAGAAUCCUGAAUACCCGAUUGGUGGAAUGAUUUGCUGGGUAACUUCAAACAUCGGGGGAACAAGCAAGCUAAAUGAUAAUGUGGGACCACUUGGUGUCAUCGAUCUCAACGUGUCUCCAGAGGAAGCCUUUGGCUUUGAUCCGGAAACAGCAACAAAGGCUAGAGCUGCUCAAGCCAGGCUUAAAAGGAAACAGAUUUGCAGGUCUAAGAUUAAGAAUUCUAAUUCUGCAUGUAAAGCUCUUCACCCCUCGUAGAUGAUUCAAUUUUUUUUGGGAGUAGAGUAUGGCAAACGGCAAUUGUAAA